This is a messenger RNA of Drosophila eugracilis, 1145 nucleotides long. RefSeq lists its product as uncharacterized. The record is from RefSeq and is a predicted model, not a curated record. Lineage: Eukaryota; Metazoa; Arthropoda; Insecta; Diptera; Drosophilidae. The transcript has a single exon. Bases 284 to 961 code for a protein of 225 amino acids.
CGCCUGUUUUUCCCGGCAGCAGCGAAUCGAGCGUUUGUCCUGCUAAUAAAUCAAUGACGCCAUUCGGAGACUCCCAAGUAGGCGAUGAUUUAUGUCUGGCUAAAGGGUUUCCAGGAUUCCCGGGCCUAAUUGAGUUGCCCUUGAUGAAUCAGUCAUUUCUGGAGUGUCGUCUUUUCAGUCCCAAGUAGAGUCCGCUUUCAACGAUUCAAAAAUUCAACGUUCUCCUUUUCUGAGUAUUUUUCAUUUAAGAACUUAAUUUUUAAAUCUUUUGGUACGUUUAAGAAUGGAAAUUGUCGAGGUAACUGUGCCCCCGGUGGAUUCGCACUGGUCUCUGAAGUUCGUGGACAUCUGGAAGCCCUUUCCCAAGAAGACUUUGGCCAAUGCCACCUACAAGGUCAUCCGCUUCUUCUAUCCCCCCUUUGCCCUGGAGAAGGUCAAUGUCACCCAAGUGGUCGAAGAUCCCGAAUUGAAUGCCCUAAACGUGGGCCUCUUUCUGCUCCCUUUACUGGUGGCCUUCCUCGUCUAUGGAGGGUACAAGUAUCUGCGAAAAGAAUCUGACAGAGAAUCUGUACAGAGUCGAGUGGUUCGAGAGGAGCCACCACAGCUGGACGAGCUCGAGGAGCGCAUGAAGACCAAGUACGGUCCUGAGUACAAGCAGGGAAUCUGGAAGCGGAAGGACAUCCCCGAUCCUCCCUUCCAAAGAGCACCUCUCACCUCUCAGAGCACACUGGACUACGAGAGCCAGUCUAGCUACGACAUUGAACUACCCGAGUCAAUGGAAAACACCAAAAAUUUGGAUGCUUUCAUGGAGAAGCCUAAUUUCACCUUUGGCGACGAGGUGAAGUCCCGCUUGUUCCUUAGAGCCCCUCAGAUGGAUCAUCAUUCAGAACUAGAUAAGCUUAUCAGGAGCACGGUUGAAGAGUCUUCCGGAUUGGAAGGUAUAGUGAAGGAGAAGCCUUAACAAAGAAGUUCCUUUUCGACUUUUUACUCCCUCUAAUCGAGGCAAGUUCUUUUCUAUCCUUUAAACGAGAAAAUCGAUUUAAGAUCCUUCAUUUCCGUUUAAUGAUUCGGCCCUUUUUCAGCCACUGGGAAAGUGUCAGCUUUCGGCUUUCCCUGUUGGUGCAAUAAAAUGAAGUGAUUUCCCA